Molecule: messenger RNA, 585 nt
Organism: Letharia columbiana
Lineage: Eukaryota; Fungi; Ascomycota; Lecanoromycetes; Lecanorales; Parmeliaceae
Exons: 2
Coding region: 1-585 (194 amino acids)
Biological process (GO): regulation of transcription by RNA polymerase II
Cellular component (GO): mediator complex
Molecular function (GO): transcription coregulator activity
Source: RefSeq, a predicted model, not a curated record
AUGUCCCCAGACCAUCCCCCAAUCUUCUCUGCUAGCGAUCGCAUCAAGCAGUUAAACAAUAUUGACAAGGAUGUUGCUAAGCUACUGCAGUCGGCAGGUCUGGCCGUCAAAGCUUUGACAAAGCCCAUGGCCAUUGCACCGGCAGAAAGCUUGUCAAGCCGGCCUGUACCAAUAGAACAACAAAGAGAGUCCUUCACUGCCGCGACAUCGCAAUACUUUACUCUACUUUCUUUGGUAGAUGUGAACCUUAGACGCCAGAUCUACGCGCUUGAGGAGGCCGGUGUUCUGCCUGCUGAAGCAGUCACCAAGGAGCCACCCACAAGUAUGGCUGUUCCUUUAGCUGCCCAGGCUAAUCCUCCGAAUGCAUCACCACCGAGAACGGCUGGGGGAAACAAGGGAGUCAUUACAGGUGGUGGUCUCGGUAAUCUGGACGUAGGUUGGCUUAACAGCAGAAAUGACAACGUGGGAAAGGAGAUGAAGGCAGAGUUAUGGGAAGAAGCUGAAAGGUUCGUUUCCAAGCUCGAAGAAAGAAAAUCUGGUUCGGAUCGAGAACUUGACUUCCUCAAGGGUGAUGGCGAAAAAUAG